This is a messenger RNA of Periconia digitata, 1131 nucleotides long. NCBI's taxonomy places the organism in Eukaryota, Fungi, Ascomycota, Dothideomycetes, Pleosporales, Periconiaceae. The record is from the annotation of a GenBank genome assembly.
CACGUCAAAAUGGCACCCGCGGUCCCACCUCUCGAUGAACAAAUAUUCCAAAGCCCCGAAAUUCUCGCUGGCCUCCCAGGCGGGAGCAUCAAUUCCGACUCGAUCCUCUGGUAUUUCAUGAACAGUCCCUUCUACGACCCAACCUCGAACAACAGCGCCCUGUUCAAUCAGCUUCGCAACGACCCCAAUGGCAUGGCUAUAUUGCAGGACCGCCGUGCGCUCGAGGAGCGUCUUCGUGCUGGCUUCCCAACCGGCAUUUCGUACGUCGUGGCCUCGGAGCCCUCCACGCCCGCGGAGCCGUGGAUCAUCCAGCGACAGUUCGUUGCUGAGAAGGGCGGCCCUGUGCAGAUCCAGGGCACAUACUAUACAGCAGGAAUCCAGAUCUUAAUGGCACCCAGCCUUCUGGAUGUCAUAAACAGCCGCUUGCUCAGCGUGAGCACGCACAUGGCCGAGGUAUUCGAGGAGAGCGAGAAAAUGAACCAAUUCGCCCCGGGGACCGCUCAUUCCUACUUCCCGGCGCGAUACGAUGCGACCGGUCGAGCAGCGACAGCGAGUCGUAUAGGAAGUCGGGUUGGAAGCCCGACGCUCGCGGCCACAGAUCCCGGCACCGCCGUGCCUUCACUCUCCCAAUCCCAAUCCCAAUCCCAGCCCACGACGACUGCCUUCUCCGACGCACAGUUCCUGUCUUCCCUGCAGCUCACCAGCAGCUACUACCACGAGUUCAUGGACGAAAACCCGCUCACGGGCGAACCAGGCGCCUUCAUCUACAAUAAAACCUACGACGCGGUGCUCGCCGAACAAGCCCAGGAGCGCCAAAAGCAAGAGCAGAAACAGCAGAAACAGCAACAGUUGGCAGAUGCGGCCGCCGCCGCCGCUGUCGUAGCCACAGCAUCCGCGAAUACCACCACCAACGCCGCGUCUGCCGCAAUGAAGACGGAGCCGCAUAGCACGACCAACUCGGCUGCUGCGACCCCCAAGACAGGCCCAGUGGGUACCCCUGCUGCCCUCGUCGCUGAAGCGCAUAGUCGCAAGGGGAGUAUCUCAGGCACCAAGAAGGAGAAGCGGAGGAAGAGCAAGGGGCUUGGAAGUCCUGUCACCCCGACCGCGGGGAGCCUCCCGCCGAAUCUUUGA